AUGACUUCUUCGCCUUCUCGUCCACAGGAGGCUAGCUCUCCUGCGCUAUUUUAUAACCCGUCUUCGUCUUCUCAGCCGGACACCUAUGAGCGAGGUCAGCAGAACGCCGGCAACAUGAUCGGAUCCUCUCCUUUCCACUAUCCAUCCUCUUCACAGUCGCAGCAGAAUACGCGGUCAAAUCGGGGCGGGGCCUUUUCUUCUCAGGGCGUUCCCAGGUCUGAGCGUUCUUACGCGGGCUCAUCACUGCCAGGCACGGCGAGGACUCGGCUGCAGCACUACGGGCGCAGUGAUAUUCAUGCGUCAGACCUUUCUUCGCCAAGACGCAUGGUCAACUUUAAUUCUCCAUCGACGUUAUCCUCGUCUGAUCCGCCAUCCGAGAAUGACGAGCCCAUGAGAAUUAUCUGGGGUACGAAUGUGUCAAUACAGGAGGUGGCAUGCACCUUCAAGAACUUUCUGAUGACCUUCAAGUACAAGUAUCGGAAGAUCAAAGACGAGCAAGAGCUGUUCAUAAACGAGACAACAGAUGAGGAAUUGUACUAUGUCAACCAGCUGCACCAGAUGAGGCAACUCGGAACCUGCAAUCUAAACCUUGACGUUAGAAACUUGAUUUCAUUUCCGGGCACGGAGAAGCUCUAUCAUCAGCUGCUAAACUAUCCACAAGAAGUGAUCUCCAUUAUGGACCAAGCUGUGAAGGACUGCAUGGUCCAGCUCGCAGUUGAUAUCGACGGCGCAGAGGGUAAUGAAAACCUAAUUGAGGUUGAGUCGAAAAUAUACAAGAUCAGGCCGUACAAUUUGGAUUCAGAGAGGGGCAUGAGAGAGCUCAACCCGAACGACAUCGAUAAACUAGUAAGCAUAAAGGGUCUUGUUCUUCGUUCCACUCCUGUCAUUCCAGAUAUGAAAUUGGCAUUUUUCAAAUGUAGCGUAUGUGACCAUACCACGGCGGUAGAAAUUGAUCGUGGUAUUAUCCAGGAGCCGUUGCGGUGCCCGCGUGUUGCAUGUAAUCAGAGAAACUCCAUGUCGUUAAUCCACAAUAGAUGCUCCUUUGCAGAUAAGCAAGUUAUAAAGUUACAAGAAACCCCGGAUCUUGUCCCAGAUGGCCAGACUCCCCACUCCGUGUCAUUGUGUAUAUAUGAUGAGUUGGUUGACAGCUGCAGGGCGGGUGACAGGAUUGAAGUGACAGGGAUCUUCAGGUCUAUCCCCAUAAGAGCAAAUCAGCGGCAGCGUGCCCUUAAAUCCCUGUACAAGACCUACUUGGAUGUUGUUCACGUUCGAAAAGUCAGCGCACGGCGCCUCGAUAUUGAUACCUCCACUGUUGAACAGCAAAUCCUCCAAAACCAGAUGGACAAUGUGGAGGAACUACGGAAAGUAACUGAUGAAGAUAUCGCCAAGAUCAAUGCUGUUGCAGCACGCCCGGAUGUUUACGAAGUCUUGGCCAGAUCCAUUGCGCCAAGUAUCUACGAACUUGAUGACAUAAAGAAAGGAAUUCUCCUGCAGCUAUUCGGCGGGACAAAUAAAACAUUUACAAAGGGUGGCAGGUAUAGGGGUGAUAUAAAUAUACUUUUGUGCGGUGAUCCAUCUACUUCGAAGUCCCAAAUCCUGCAGUACGUCCACAAGAUUGCUCCUCGUGGUGUUUACACAUCUGGUAAAGGUUCCUCUGCCGUUGGUCUAACAGCCUAUAUCACAAGAGAUGUCGACACCAAGCAAUUGGUGCUGGAGAGUGGUGCACUAGUCCUAUCUGACGGCGGUGUGUGCUGUAUCGAUGAAUUCGACAAGAUGAGCGACUCGACCCGUUCUGUUUUGCACGAAGUGAUGGAGCAGCAAACAAUAUCCGUGGCCAAGGCGGGUAUCAUCACCACUCUAAAUGCCAGAACGUCCAUAUUGGCAAGUGCGAACCCCAUAGGUUCACGAUACAACCCCAAUCUCCCCGUGACUGAGAACAUUGACCUGCCCCCUCCAUUGCUGUCUAGAUUCGACUUGGUAUACCUGGUGUUGGACAAGGUCUCCGAGUCCACCGAUCGAGAAUUAGCCAAGCACCUGACCAGCCUCUACCUAGAGGACAAGCCCGCCCAUGUGUCCGAGUCGGACAUCCUUCCGGUGCACUUUCUCACAAUGUAUAUCAACUAUGCCAAGCAGCAUAUUCACCCGGUGAUCACAGAAGGGGCCAAGACCGAGCUGGUGCGCGCCUAUGUGAACAUGCGCAGCAUGGGCGACGACUCGCGCGCAGAUGAGAAGAGAAUCACCGCCACUACUCGGCAGCUGGAAAGCAUGAUCAGACUGUCCGAAGCGCACGCUAAGGUGCGCCUUUCGCAGCAGGUUGAGGUCAGCGACGUCCAGGAAGCAGUGAGACUGAUCAAGUCUGCCAUCAAGGACUACGCAAUAGACCCCAAGACAGGCAAGAUCGACAUGAACCUUAUCCAAACCGGCAAGUCCGUGAUCCAGCGCAAGCUCCAGGAGGACCUUGCCCGUGAAAUUGUCCGCCUGCUAACCGAACGCUCUGCCGAUGUCAUCACCUACAAUGAGCUAGCCAGAUUGCUGAACGAGAACUCUCAGGACCGCCUGGACAACAUGACGAUUUCAGACGCUCUGAAUCGCCUGCAGCAGGAAGACAAGAUAGUGGUCCUCGGCGACGGCGUCCGGAGAUCGAUACGCCUGAACGGCCGUGUCUAG
Molecule: messenger RNA, 2667 nt
Organism: Eremothecium gossypii ATCC 10895
Lineage: Eukaryota; Fungi; Ascomycota; Saccharomycetes; Saccharomycetales; Saccharomycetaceae
Gene: MCM4
Product: MCM DNA helicase complex subunit MCM4
Exons: 1
Coding region: 1-2667 (888 amino acids)
Biological process (GO): DNA replication; DNA strand elongation involved in DNA replication; mitotic DNA replication initiation
Cellular component (GO): nucleus; MCM complex
Molecular function (GO): single-stranded DNA binding; ATP binding; single-stranded DNA helicase activity
Source: RefSeq, marked provisional